Achroia grisella is the source of this 4539-nucleotide messenger RNA. It is a transcript of the gene Lpin, whose product is annotated as phosphatidate phosphatase LPIN2. NCBI's taxonomy places the organism in Eukaryota, Metazoa, Arthropoda, Insecta, Lepidoptera, Pyralidae. Bases 361 to 3408 code for a protein of 1015 amino acids. Gene Ontology annotation, molecular function: transcription coactivator activity; phosphatidate phosphatase activity. The record is from RefSeq and is a predicted model, not a curated record. Gene Ontology annotation, cellular component: nucleus. The transcript is spliced from 17 exons. Gene Ontology annotation, biological process: cellular response to insulin stimulus; triglyceride biosynthetic process; fatty acid catabolic process.
GAGUCGGCGCUAUCUCCACGCGUCGAUUUUAGCGAAACGCCUUUUACAGUGACAUUACGCGAAUAACAGCUGACAAAGAAAAUUGUUGACAAAGUCUAACAAAAGCCAAUUGUGCCUUGAGAUUUAGAGUUGAUUAAAUGCCAGUGUUAACGGUUUAAUAGAACAGUCUUUGGAACUACACUUCUGAUCUCAGGAUAUGUGCUGUGUUUAUGUGAAGAAGAAGAAUUAGUCAUCUGAAAAUGGGGUAAUAUGUUAUUUGUGUGAGUGAUAGAACUAAAUUGUUCAAUUUAAGCUAAACAUUGUGUGGGAAGAUAUUAGUGGUUUCUUGUUAUCAAAAAAGUGAUAAAAAGAUUACCAGCCAUGUCUUCUAUGAACUAUAUUGGGAAGUUCAUUGCAAAUUUCCGUGAGUUUUAUAAUGAGAUCAACGCAGCGACGCUUACUGGUGCCAUUGAUGUGGUGGUGGUCGAACAAGCGGAUGGUAGUUUCACCUGUUCUCCAUUCCACGUCCGUUUCGGAAAGCUGGGUGUGCUACGCUCGAGAUUUAAAGUGGUGGACUUAGAGUUAAAUGGGGAACCCCUGAAUAUACAUAUGAAGCUAGGCGAAUCGGGCGAAGCAUUUUUUGUAGAGGAAGUGGGCGAAGACGAAGCAGAGUGUUCUGCUCAUCUCGCCACCUCACCGAUUCCUGCAGCUCGCUUUGAGGACCUGUAUGAACCUAGACGUCGAAACUCGCUCUCUGCAGUCGAGCCUGACCACGGUCAGGCCUCUGAUUAUACAAAGCGAAGAUAUACUGCAGAUGGGCAAACUAUGCAGAAACCUAACUUGAGUAGUCUAACUAAGAAAAUAAGCAAAGAGGAGAAAUCCGUUAAUGACAAUGAACAUGACGCUCUAUUCGAAAUGGAAGGUCUCGAUGAGACUACAUCCGAUUGGACCGAUGGUAGAACGCCAAAAACUUUCGCAGCAGCUAAACUCGGGGGUGCGGAGAGCGAAGCCAGUCAGACCGUGCAAAAGAUUAGUGCACAUAACGAUUUUCGACCUAUAGACGCUGCUCCCUCUAAUCAAGAAGAAUUGAAGCAAAAUGGUAACGGAAAGAAGAAAAAGAAAACGAGGAAAGUGAGUUCCAAGAAAAAACAACAAAGGAAAUCCUCAACUAGUUCCAUUUCUAGUCAAUCAGAUAGAGCCGGCUCUGAUCAGCGUAGUUCGCAACCAACAAGCAUUCCCAACGUCCACGACAUCAAUUUCUUUAGCGACAGUGAAGUUACUGCUGCAACCCUGAGUGAAGAGAUGUCAAACCUCAACCUGAAUGGCGAAAACCGCAUCCCGAUGGCGUUGUCCGACACAGCAUUUGAGGUGCACGCCGCCUCCAGACACGCCCGAGGUUCCCGUGGAGGCACUCCAGUGCAGUCGGACACGGAAGUGGAGCUCUCUCGAACAAGUGGAGACAAAUCAUCGCAGUCAUGGAGAUGGGGAGAGUUGCCCGAGCCCCCAGUACGCACAGUAGAGUCUCCCGUGACCUCAGUGUCGCCUGCAUCACCCGCGUCUCCCGCCGAGCCCGCAUCUCCGACGGAACCGUUGAGCUCCGAUGAAGAGCGGCCAGGUCGUCGGGGUGUCCUCAGUGGCAUGUUUAGAUUUAUGUCAACGCGCGAGGCGAGCAGCGAUAUCACCGAAGGCGUUUAUCUGGAUGACCUGGAUAGAGGACAGGUGGAUCCCAACCUCUAUUUCCCGAAACAUUUCACUGAUCGCUAUCGUUCAAGUAUUCCGAGCACCUCAAUGGUCACGGUCGGCCCAACGGAAGAGGAGUACGAAUCCGGGAACGGUCCCUCGUUACCGCAAUCACCGGCGUCGUUAGAGCCACCCACGCUCGACUCCGAUGACGACGAGAAACUUCUUGCCAAGGGUGCGGUGGAGGUAUACUUGCGGGAGGAGAUGGUGUCUCGCGUGCUGCCGUUCGAGGAGUUCUGCGCGCGUGGCGCUGCUCUGGCCGGAGACCGCGACGGGCGACUGCUGGUCCGGCUCGGUGGCCGCCUGCUGCCCUGGCGCAGCGCCGGCCCGCUGCUGCUCUCCCUACUUGCAUACCGUCGCCCGCUGCCCACUCGAGUAAUGGAGGAACUAGAAAAGGGUACCGACAAAGAAGGCGUCGAGUCACAGUCCCGGGCGGCGGAUAGUGUUGCCAAGCCGCGCGGCUACUCCUGGUGGAGCUGGCGACGGUCCAACGCGGAAGCGACACGUAAUGAGAAUUUAUCAUCCACUCUUGAGGCUAAAGAUAAUAAUUUAGGAGAAUCUGAAGCAAUAACAGAAGCGAAAGGACCGGGGGUUAAUGUAGAAAAAAUAGGAGAAGAUAAAGUAGAAGUUACUAACAUUGACGAAAUAACAGAAUCGACGGUAGCUAAUAUACUUGAUCCUAUCGACAAUAAUGCAAUAAUCAUAGAGGACAAAAAAACACACGAUCUGGAAGCAGAACGACAAGAUCACAGUUCAUCUGAAUCGGACCAAGAGGGUCAUGUACAAAGACCUACACGGCGACAUUCCACGUUCCGUAAAUCUCUUAGAUUGUCAUCUGAACAAAUAAAAAACCUGAAUCUUCGUGAAGGUAUGAAUGAAAUGGUGUUCAGCGUGACAACCGCAUAUCAGGGCACGACUAAAUGCAAGUGCAACGUUUUCCGCUGGCGGUAUGACGACAAGAUCGUCAUCUCUGAUAUUGAUGGCACGAUCACCAAGUCGGAUGUGUUAGGGCACAUUUUCCCAUUGGUGGGUAAAGAUUGGGCGCAGUCGGGUGUGGCGCAGCUUUUCACUAAAAUCAAGAACAACGGUUACCAAUUGUUGUAUCUAUCGGCACGCGCUAUUGGACAGGCAAGGGUAACACGCGAAUACCUGCGUUCCAUCAGACAGGGUGAGGUGUGCCUGCCGGACGGGCCACUACUUCUGAAUCCCACGUCUCUGUUACGCGCCUUCCAUCGCGAGGUCAUCGAGAAGAAGCCUGAGGAGUUCAAGAUACAAUGCCUUGCAGAUAUUAAGGCGUUGUUUCCGCAAGGAUCUAAUCCAUUCUACGCUGGAUAUGGUAAUAGGGUUAAUGACGUGUGCGCUUAUCAAGCAGUGGGUAUUCCGAUCGUGAGAAUUUUUACUAUCAACUACAAAGGCGAACUGAAACACGAACUCACCCAGACAUUCCAAUCUACUUACAACGUGCAAAGUAACAUGGUCGAUGAUUUCUUCCCGCCACUGAAACGUGAUAAUAUUAUUAAAUCUAGCUCAAGCAUUAGGUACUCUCACAUGUCAGUGAUGGUAGACCAGGUAUUCCCUCCAGCCUUAUGUGAACCUAGUGAUGAAUUCUCGCAGACGGUGUUCUGGCGUGAACCGUUACUUGCCAUUGAAUUACCGGCGAUUGCUCCGGUUGUAUCGUCCAAACAUUAGCUUACUAUUCGUGCUAUACAGCUCUUUAGUGUCCAUGUAAAGCCGAAACCGAAACCGAAUUUCAAGUCUCUGGAGUUUUAUUAGUUUUUACAUACGUAGACAAUCAUUUGAGAAAUCAUUGCCUUUAUUGCUCAAUUGAUUUUGUACUGUACAAAUAAAAAGACAUUUAUAAUUUAUUAAAACGAUCAAUCUGUGAUAACCCAGCCUUGAUUAACCAUUGCGAAUAAAACACAAGAAUUAAAUACUUUAUUACAUAACAAUUCUGUUUCGGGUUCGAUCUAUUUACUACAAGUACAGAAGCUCCAAUUUAGCGCCAAAUCCGGCCGAAAGUUCGAACGGACACUAUAGCUCUAUAGCUAUUAAUUGAAAUACGUAUAUUUUGGUUCAACUGUAAUCUGAGUGUACUUAUACUUAAAAUAUACGUUUCUGUAUGCAUCAAUUACAAUUUAUUACAAAUAUCACAUCGAUACAAUUGGGUUUAAAACGAAUAAUAUCUCCGCCAAUACGUAAUGGAAAUAAGAACAUGACGAUAUAGUUUAAUUUAAUAAAAUUUGUUUAUUUGUUCUAUUUUACUUUCUUUAUUACUGGACACAUCUGUUUUUGAAUGGACUCAUUUUUAUACCGUGUCAAACUACAUUUCACCACAUACAAGCAUUAUAGUUACACAGUUGUGUUAAUGUUGGUGGUAUAAUAAACCAAAUAUAAACUCUAAAAUAUACACAUCCACCGAUGAAUCAUUUUUAUUCAAUAUAUAUUACUUAGAAAGUAGGUACACGCCACUGUUGUAGUAGUAAAUUAAUAUUAAAGAUUAUGUUCCUGCUAUAUUGAUAUUGUAAUUUAUAGUUUCAUUGUGCAUGUGUUUUUAGAACAUAUUAUUUAAUAUGAAUUGCAUCUGUAUUGCAUAAUGAAAUGAAGUAGAAGAAAAUUGCAAACCAUAUCUAUAGGUAAUGAUUUCAUUUGAUGAAUGUGCUGUGAUAUAGUAGUGAUCUCACAUAAUUCACAGUCGAAAAUUAUUACUGGAAUUGCGGCGAAUGAUACAAUUCAUGCUCCAACGGUGAAAUUGGCUGUUUCUAUGCUUUCAGAUUAGAUGUUUUAGCUAACAUUUCGACUGCACGCAUACUGUACACGUCU